AUGGCUGACUGUGACACAGAUAAUUACGACAAUCAAACUGAUCACCUUCCUCCAACGAAGGUUGAGAUCAGGGAAGAUGAAGGAAAAAAAGAGGUCAACGAUGAAGAAAGCCCCCAAAACACGACACAAACAACUCUUGACAAAGGGUGGUCACCUUUGUCGGAAAUCAGCGAGAGUUCUUUAGAUCAAGAAAUUGGAUUGGACAAUCAGGACCCGGUCGGCAGUUCUGCUUCUCCUCAGAUUGCUGAGUGUGACAGCGCACAGAGCUCGCAUGUGACACCAGACACUGACGCAGCAUUGAAAUUGACGACAGCAAACAGCUGUGGUAAGAUAGCUACGCCCGAUAGUAACCACAAAAAUGUAGAAAGUUCCACAUCACCCGAGACAAGCAUCUGUGCAGUUUCCUCAACUGUGGAUGACGAUGAUGAAAAGGAUUGCAGAACAGUGUCUAGUUCUUUCACAGCCAGUAAGUCUGCUCCUGGCAGAAAUCAGAAUUUUGAUAACAUCUUCGAGAAUGCUUCUUUUACAGGUUCCUCGUUGUUGGCCUCGGAACUCUUGAAACAGCCCAAAGAUAAUUGUCAUUUGCACAUUAAUCGAAAAAGAAGCAACAGUCACAUUGUGAAAACGCUGCUAGGCUUUCCGGGAACGUGUUCCAAUUUGGAAUCUCAGAAACCAACUGCAGAAGAGAAUGAUGGCGAAGAGCAGGCAAAAAAAAUGAAACUUUCUGAAUUCGAAACUGCAAACCCUGAAUUGGAAGGAGAUGCAGAAGAGAAAAACGAAGGCGAUAAAUCCCAGGACAGUGAUCAGACUGACUUUGUGGAUAGUGUCUCCAUCAAGAAAACCAACAACGAACUUGUUACAAAGUGUCAGAAUGGAAAAAUGAACAAAGAUGACAGCUUGGAAACUAGAGACGACAUUACUAACCCUUCUCUGCUUGAAGCUGCUGACCGCCUGAAAAUGAGCCAUACUGGUUCGACACCUAAGACGAAUAAGUCAUUUAAUUGUCCUGAUGCAGAUGUCAAAGACAAGCCAAAAGAAACGGAAUCAGUUUUUGUAGUAAGUGAGAAAAAAGAGGAUCUCUGUAAGGUGUCUGUUGUUAAUUGGUCAAAGUCUGUCAGUCAGCCUUGUGCCAAUUCGGACCUUGUCCAAGCACAACCAGUCACUUCAACAGUGAGUCAAAGCACAAUAGACACCAUACACAGAAGAGAGAGUCCCAUCAGGCUAAAAUACAUGUCCAAAUUAAGUACAGACAGUUCCAAUUCUGUGUGUGAAAAUGAGAAUGUCGAAUCUGUUUCUUCCAUUCAACCAGUUCGUUCCUUUCCCUUUGUUGCCAUCCCUGAAAGCCAACCGGACAAGCUCGUUGACAAAGAUGCUAACAAUGACAUUUGCAGCUCUGAAGAACCCGAGUCUAAAGACAGUAGAUCAAUGUCAGUCGAUCAAGAUCCCCUUUCUUCGUCUGUCAAAGACUCUGCCCAAAUCAAUACCUCUUCAGAAGUCGGUCACAAAGAUGCCAGCGAAACCCAUCCGAACUUGUCAACCUCCGUUUCAUUGUCGUCAUCUUCGAAUCUCAUUUCUUCAUCGUCGUAUUCAUCUUCGUCUUCUCUACCAGUGACAACCACCACCUCAAAAUCUCUGUCCACACCGCCGGUCGACUCCAGCUGUGUGACCAGCUCGUGUAAGACCAACAUUUCUAAAAUCGUGUUAAAAUAUGCUAAUGGCCAAUUUGAUUGCCAACUCUGCACUUUCUCAGGAGGACAGGUCAGUUUUGAGGACCACCUUUUUAAACACAUAGAGGACCAGGCACUUAGAUGUGAUGACUGUUCAGCAAAUAUCUAUUCUAUUAGUGCAUGGCAUCAACAUCUGCUAGAACGGCACGAAGGUGAGCGUGUUUUACCUACGAAUGUUUGUAAAAUCAUUGAACAAGUAAAAACAGUCGGCUCUCAAACGUAUAACUUAAAACCAUUUCUCCAUUUAGCCACAAAUGACAAACCGCCAUCCUCUGCAGGUCGGACUUUAUCUUUAGAUCUGGAUGGUCAGGUAUCUUCCCCCAACCUAAAAGAACGUGCGAAACAUCCAGAAUCAGCCGAGUCAGAGCUCUGUUCCCAGACUGUACCUGGCUUUUUAGAAUUCACGUUUGUAAAUAAAGAAUAUUUUUGUUUGAAAUGUGCGAAAAGGUCCAAGGACAAGGAAAUUUUCCGUUUUCAUAUAUGGACACACACACAUUCUCCAGAGAGCACUUACUGUUGUUGUACGACCCUAACUCGAGAAAGCUGUGAAGUUGUCGCCAAUAUCAUUCAACUCAUAUCAAAUAUGAACCAGUCGCUGAUUACCAACCUCACCAGCGAUGACAAUUUCUCCAAUGAAAAAGUCGUCAUAUGUCGUGUACGAAAGUCAGACCUUAAACUAGAAACAGUUUUUCAAAAAGCCUCCGAGCUUAAAACUCUGUCCCUCUCCACUUUAAUUCAUGGUAACCGUGACGUCACGACCGAACCCUCUUCUCCAAUUAAAUUAUCUGGCCAACAGGCUGUUACUGAAUUUCCAAAGAGUUUGGUAAUUAGUGCCAAGGAUUCUGAGACUCCAAAAAUAGCUGCCGUUUUGAAGGAAACGGUAAUUGUAGAAAAUCCACAAAGGGCAGGAACUGACUACUUGACUGUCGGGUCUGUGGUCAAUAAAGGUUGUGAAAAACUUAACAAUGUAAAUUCUCUUGUAAAUAGCAGAUCUACCGAGGCCAAAGGUUUAGAUAUACGGGCACCAAUGACAAAAUCAGAAUCCAAAAGUUUUGAGCCCGAAAUAAAGAAGUUCAAACUUGAGCCCGACCUCGGCAGGAUCAAAAUCAAGCGUGAGCCAGGUGAAGAUUUAUUGCUAGCAGACAUAAAUCAAAAGAUUCUUAAUAUCAAGAAAGAGGUGAAAGAGUUUGCCUCACUCACUGAUAUGCUCUGUGAUAUGAGCAGCUCAAAUAAGAUUGCAACGCCUUUCAAGACAGAACACGGCCCUAGCGAUGAAGACAAAGUUUUGGAUCUUAAAGUCUGUCCUUCGUUUUCAUUAAGCACCGACGAAGAAUCGAAGAAGGCACAGUCAUCAAAUUCUUCCAGUCAUUUCUCUUUUGGUAACAACAAAGGCACUGAACCUUCCAAAACACAGAAGACAAACUUUGAAAAUUUUGGUUCCUCGGUCCGAUCUCUCAUGAACUCCGAAGGUGGUUCCAGAAAUUUCGAACAAGAAAAGAGAGGGGCGUUUUACAAAUGCGGUUUUAACGGUUGUCAGUUUGCUUGUAUGAACUCGAUAGAAUUUAGAAGCCAUUUGGAGAACGCCCAUAAAUACAUGUCUGUCUAUCCAUGUGCUCACUGUGGUCACACGGCGACGGGAGAAGACAGUUUGUUACGGCACAUGCAGAGCCACACAGUAUCGAAGGUCUUUCUGCUUUACAAGUGUGCCUUUCAUGGUUGUCGCUUCGGAACCAACCUCCUUCAUGAAUUUAGAGAGCACAACGAGAUUCUUCACCAACACGAGACCAGCUUCAGAUGCCUGAAUUGCAGUGUCGUCUUCUACGACAUUUCAGAUUUGGUCAGUCAUCUAAAAAACAAUCUCUUGAAAUUCAUCCAAUGUCCGCACUGUUCGGUCAAGGAUCGAAACCGCCAAGCCGUUCUCACUCACAUCUCUGAGGCACAUCCAGGAAAGCCCAAACAGAUUGUUGUGACAAGUCAGGUUGUUUGCCGAGAGAAACCAGGGGAAAGUGCUAAUUCUUCCUCUAUUAUAUCCGAACACCCGACUCGUCCAUGCGAUCAAGCAAAGAACUCGUUCCUACCAAAGGACGACAUCGAGUACAUUGAAACCAAACUCAAACCGAAUGACAUUCCUCCGGCUCUGAAACUUAGCCUGGAACGCCACGAGAUGGCAAAUAGUUCUAGCCCUAAUAACAAGAACAAAUUCUUGCCACUUUCCAAAGAACAACUACAGCACUUUAAAGAGAUCACAGAUCUUUAUUUACAUUCUUUGCCCGUUUUGUUCUUACAGAAGCCGGUUGCGAACCUGUGUAAAGUGUCACAUCUGGUCGCAGCACAUGAUGCUGAAACGCAAAAGAUGUAA
Acanthosepion pharaonis is the source of this 4086-nucleotide messenger RNA. Lineage: Eukaryota; Metazoa; Mollusca; Cephalopoda; Sepiida; Sepiidae. The record is from the annotation of a GenBank genome assembly.